UCGAAAGUUCAAUUUCGCAUGGCGGACGUGCAAGUGAACUCUGUUAUUUGUUGGUGAUAAUUUCAAUUAUUAUCUUUUCGAGAUUCCUUAUGGAAAGGCAAAUUUUCAUACUACUUUUUCUUUGUGGACGUGCUUUAUUCAUUCCUUAACGUUAGAUGAUGUUAAAGUGUUAAUUAUAGUUAAAUUUGUGAGGACUGCAUAGGUUUUUUUCUCAAAAAUGGGAAAAUGUGACGAAGCUAAUGUCGAAGUUAGUAUGGGGGACUCGGCGUCCCCCAUGAAACCUGAUAAUUUUACAUUCACCGUGCCCCCCGAGGCCCCUGUCUUCGAGCCCACACCCGAAGAGUUCCUAGAUCCCCUGGCGUACAUCAGCAAAAUAAGGCCCAUUGCUGAGAAGUCGGGGAUAUGCAAAAUAAAACCACCUGCCCAUUGGCAGCCACCGUUUGCAGUGGACGUGGACAGAUUACGCUUCACGCCCAGAAUACAAAGGCUAAAUGAAUUAGAGGCUAUUACACGAGUAAAGCUGAAUUUCCUAGAUCAAAUCAUCAAAUUUUGGGAACUACAGGGCUCGGUUCUCAAGAUACCCACAGUGGAAAGGAAACCUUUAGACUUGUACGCGUUGCACAAAAUCGUAAAGGAAGCUGGUGGCUUCGAAGUAUGUUCAUCAGAACGGAAAUGGUCGAAGAUAGCUCGUCGGAUGGGUCACCCCCAGGGGAAAGGCAUCGGGUCAAUACUAAAGAAUCACUAUGAACGCAUCCUGUAUCCAUAUGAUGUGUUCAAGAACAGCGGGGCUGUUAGCUCUGCUGGAGAUAGCAAAGAAACGAAAAUCGAAGUAAAAGGCGAACAGACUCCAGAAAAAUUAAAUCGGAGGUCAAGUAAGCCUCCUGCUGCGACUCCACCCCCGGCUCGGCGUUUCAAGAGCUCGGAGCCCGAGGCGGCCGAGGGUAGUCACACAGAGGGGGCUUUGCCCUCCGUCGAUGAGAAGAAGACUCCCAUUAAAGAGGAACCUGGAGAGACUAGGAGGAGUCCCCGCGAGAACAAGUGGAUGUCGCAAGCGGGCAGCUGCGGGGCGCGCGCGCGCGUGCUGCGCUCCACGCGCCUGCGCGAGCACCGCCUCAGCAACAUGACGGUGUCCGUCACGCCCGCGCCGCCGCCGCUGCACCCCGACGACCCGCUCGCCAAAUACAUGUGCCACGUGUGCGGCCGCGGUGAUAUCGAGGAGCAGAUGUUGCUGUGUGACGGCUGUGACGACUCCUAUCACACGUUCUGUCUCGUGCCACCCCUGGCAGAUGUUCCUAAGGGUGAUUGGCGAUGUCCCGUCUGCCUGGCUGAGGAGGUGUCAAAACCGACCGAGGCAUUUGGCUUCGAGCAGGCGUCUCGUGAGUACACACUACAGCAGUUUGGCGAAAUGGCAGACCAGUUCAAAUCGGAUUAUUUCAAUAUGCCUGUACAUAUGGUACCAACGUCGACGGUAGAGCGUGAAUUCUGGCGCGUUGUGUGCUCAAUAGAUGAAGAUGUAACAGUUGAAUACGGAGCUGAUCUUCACUCAAUGGAUCACGGAUCUGGUUUCCCAACAAAGUCCAGUGCACACUUAUACCCUGGUGAGCAGCAGUAUGCAGAGUCGAGCUGGAAUUUGAACAACUUGCCAGUUCUAGAAGGUUCCGUGCUCGGUCAUAUCAAUGCUGACAUAUCUGGCAUGAAGGUUCCGUGGCUCUAUGUGGGUAUGUGCUUCGCGACGUUUUGCUGGCACAACGAGGACCACUGGAGCUAUUCAAUAAACUACCUGCACUGGGGCGAACCCAAGACUUGGUACGGAGUGCCAAGUUCAAAGGCAGAACAAUUCGAAGCAGCGAUGAAAGCGGAGGCUCCUGAGCUGUUCCAGUUGCAACCGGAUUUGUUGCAUCAACUUGUAACUAUCAUGAACCCCAAUGUGUUGAUGAAAGCCGGGGUGCCUGUAUAUAGGACGGAUCAACACGCUGGCGAGUUUGUGAUAACAUUCCCACGUGCCUACCACGCGGGUUUCAACCAAGGAUACAAUUUUGCUGAAGCAGUCAAUUUCACACCAGCUGACUGGUUGAAAAUGGGCCGCGAGUGCAUCGCCCACUACUCCACGCUGCGGCGCUACUGCGUGUUCUCGCACGACGAGCUGGUGUGCAAGAUGGCGCUGCACGCGGACGCGCUCGGCCUCACCGUGGCGCUGGCCGCCUACCGCGACAUGCGCACCAUGCUGCACGACGAGCGCCGCCUGCGCAAGGGCCUGCUGGACUGGGGCGUGACGGAGGCGGAGCGCGAGGCGUUCGAGCUGCUGCCGGACGACGAGCGGCAGUGCCACGAGUGCAAGACCACGUGCUUCCUGUCGUGCGUCACGUGCGCCUGCACGCCGCACGUGGCCUGCCUGCGCCACUACGACCGCCUGUGCGCCUGCCCGCCGCAGGCGCACAAGCUCAGAUAUCGGUACACACUAGACGAGCUGCCGGCUAUGCUAGAGAAGCUGAAACGGAAAUCAGAGCAAUUCCGUGAAUGGGCGGAAGCGGUUCAGAACGCCUUAGAUCCAGACACGCCGAAGACUUGCGACCUGGACGGACUUAGAGCACACUUAAAGAAAGCUCACGAUUUGAAGAUGCACAAGACGGAGCUGGUCCGAGCGCUGGAGACGGCCAUCGAGGACGCGGAGAAGUGCGCGUCCGUGAUCCAGCAGCUGGACCUCAACAAGAUGCGCACGCGCACGCGCCACCACGACCCCAAGUACCGCCUCACCAUACACGAGCUCACGCUCUUCGCGCAGGAGAUCGACGGGCUGGCGUGUGUGCUGCCCGAGGGUUCAGCGGUUAAAGAAGUAUUACGACAGACGGCUGAGUUCGAAGAUCGUGCCGCUGAACUGCUCAUCAGAGAACUGGACGAGUGUGAUGCCGCCUCAGUUAGGGACCUUGAAGAGGUGGUAGACCUAGGCUCCCGCCUCUGCAUCGUACUACCGCAACUGUCAGCGCUACAGACGCGGUUACAGCAAGAAAAGUGGCUUGUAUCAGUGAGGGCCAAUCGAGAAGCUUGCUCAGCGCUGACUCCUGAUGUCAUAGACAAGUUGUUGGCAGAGGCGGAGGCCGUCCUGCCUCAUCAUCGUAUUGAAACUGAGCGUGCUGCACUACAUAAACUUAAACUACAAGUGGAAGACUGGGAGCGGCGAGUACGCGCAGUACUGAUCGAUACAAACCGUGAAACGGAGACUGAAGAUGAGCCCACGUCAUUAGCAGAACUAGACGCCCUUAUAGCUGAGGGAGAGGAAAUUGACGCUGCUCUACCUUCCUACCAUGCCCUCAGUACUGCCACUGCGCAUGCUAAGGACUGGCUUGCUAAGGUGGAGGAGAUGCAGGCGAAGGAGCUGUACCCGUACAUGCACAGCGUGGAGGCGCUGGCGCGGCGCGGGGCCAGCAUCCCGCUGGCGCUGGCGGAGAAGCGCCAGCUGGCCGCCGCGCUCGCCUGCGCGCGCGACUGGCGCCGCGGCGCCGCCGACAUGUUCCUCAAGAAGAACUGGCCCUACUCCCUCCUGGAGGCCCUGUCCCCCCGCUGUGACGCUACAGAAGGCGAAGGCGAAGGGACAGGUAGAAAGCGACGUGGCGAACAAUCGUCGGAAGCUGCGUUAUUGAAGCACUUCAGUGAAGACGCGACGCCCACUGAGAUCGUGGCGGCUUUCAAACAGGCCGAGCAGAAAGAGCUGGCCGCGAUAAAGGAGUUGAGAUCCCGUAACAUGCGUAAGGAAGUACGAGCGCCUCCGACCGCUGGAGUUACUUUCUGUAUCUGUCAAAAGAGACAGUAUGGCGUUAUGACUCAGUGUGAACUGUGCAAGGAUUGGUUCCAUGCAUCGUGCGUGGCUUCCGCCCGGAACGAUUCAGAGGAACGUGAGGAGUCACCAGAGAGGACGGAAUUGCCGUUCCCCUGCACCGAGACUAAGUUCCUGUGUCCCGAUUGUACGCGGACGAAGCGACCGCGCUUACAUCUGAUACUGCCACUGCUGGUGUGGCUUCAGAAGCUACCUGUGCGCCUGGCGGAGGGCGAAGCGCUGCAGUGCGUGACGGAGCGCGCCAUGGCGUGGCAGGACACCGUGCGGGCGCUGCUCACCGGGCCGCUGCUGGCCUCGCUGCCGGCGCGCCCGCCGCCCGCCGCGCGCCCCGACCGCCGCGAGCCGCACGCGCGAUCAUCGGCGAACGUGGAGCACGCCUACAGCGCGACGCCGCGCGCGCUGGGCGCGGGCGCGCGGGUUCCGCCCGGUCUGCUACAGAAACUGGAGGACCUUAUGUUGGAGGGAGACUUGCUCGAGGUGCGGAUGUCGGAGCAGGCGAGCCUGUGGAGCGCGGUGUGGGCGGCGCGCGCGGCGGAAGGCCGGCGAGGCGCGCGCGUGCUGGACGCCGGCCGCCGCAAGCGCGCGUCGCCGCAGCAGCGCCACGCCGCGCACAAGCGCACGCGGCCCGCGCACGCAACAAGUUCAACAAAGACUACAAUAAAAAGGGGCUCGGCGACGACUACGAAUUACUUAAACCGGAAACAGGGUGUGUCAUCGGGUUCUGGACUGAUGAUGCGGAAGCACUAUAUGGCUCGUCAGGAGCGCCGUAAGAGGGGAUUACCGGCCCACCACACCGGAAGACAGGCGAGGACCCAGCGAGCUAACCCCCCCCCCUCCCCCCUCCCCAGCGGCGGCGCGGGCGCCGGUCCGGCGCGGCGAAGCAGCUCGUCGUCGCAGUCGUCGGCCGAGGACGAGUCGGACUGCGCCGCCGCCGCCUGUCUGCAGCCCGAAGGUAAAGUCGACUGGGUACAAUGCGACGGCGGUUGUGAAUUGUGGUUCCAUAUGCUCUGUGUGGGACUCCGCCCAGCGGCUCUCAGGGAGGACGACGAGUACAUCUGCGGAGCCUGCGCACUUAACCGGAAUCGCGUCCCGAAUUAAGUAUUGUAAAUAAAUCAACUCAAAACAAAACAAAUUGUGGAGGCUUUGACCAAGUUGCCACCAGACGUGAUAUCACGGUCCACAACCCAGUUUACGAGUAGACUGGAUGGGUAUAUGCUACAAAAAUAUAUAUUUCGUGCAGUGGGAUGAAGGCUUUUAAUUUUUCUCAACUGCCUACCGGGUAUAAAAUAAUAAUGAUAGAUAAAUACUUGGAAUGACUUGGAAUAUCUGUUUCACGUGGCAAAUAAAUUGUAAGUGGAACGUAGAAUUAAAUGUAGCCCAUUUUGAUGAAGGUUUUUAUUGAUAUACAUUUUAAAAAUUGCGGGGCUUAGAUAUUGUGAUUUAACAUUUGUUGAUAUGUCAAAAUAUAUGUAAAAAAAAAGUGUUAGAUAAGUAUUUUGACUGUCC
This is a messenger RNA of Melitaea cinxia (Glanville fritillary), 5338 nucleotides long. RefSeq names its product lysine-specific demethylase lid-like (gene Kdm5). Gene Ontology annotation, cellular component: nucleus. Lineage: Eukaryota; Metazoa; Arthropoda; Insecta; Lepidoptera; Nymphalidae. Gene Ontology annotation, biological process: chromatin remodeling. Gene Ontology annotation, molecular function: DNA binding; histone demethylase activity. The record is from RefSeq and is a predicted model, not a curated record.